AUGUCGCUCGACGACCUCUCCGCGCUUCAGAGAGAGAACCUGGCGUACGAGCGUGCGCUGCAUGAAGCUGUCUCGAGCCUCAAGGAGCGCCGACCCACGCUGACGAGGAGCGGGAGGGACCGAUCUCGCGCUCGGUCCUCGCGCAUCCACGAAGAGGACGACGACGACCUUGUGCAGCAGCUCACGGCCGAGAUUCGCCGCCUGCGCCAUGAGCUCACGCAGCGGGGCCAAGGGACGUCGCUCGAGGCACGCACGAUGGGCGAGCUCGCGGCCAACCUCGAGUCUACGACGGCGGAGAUCGAGCGCAAAACGCGCGCCUUGACGACCGCCAUGGACACGAUCGAGGAUCUGGAAGGCCGCUUGGCCGAGCACACGCGCGUCGUCCUUGCCAAGGAGACCGAGAUCGGUCGGCUCCACCUCGAGGCGACGUCGCUACGCGAGGAGAAGAGCUCGCUCGCCGAGGCCAACGCAGUGCUCUUGGCACGCAAGGAGCAAGACGCCAAGCUGUCCAAGCGCUUGGAACGCCACGUGCGCGACCUAUCGUCCAAGCUGCAAGUCGCGCUGGCGCAGAUCAGUGUAUACGAGCAAGCACGCGACACCUUCUCCGAUAUGGAGGCUGCGUCGCGGACCGAGAAAGCAGUCGUGUACGACCAGCUGCAAGAGACCAAGACGAUGCUGGCGCGCCUCCAAAAGGAUAUGGGCGACCGCAUCGGGCGGCGCGACGCGCGGAUAUCGCAGCUCAAAACGUCUCUCUUCGACGCGACCCAAGAGGCCGAGACGCUGCGGGACCGCGUGCAGCAGUACCAAGCGCAGGUGGAGACACUGGCGCGCACCGAGGCAUCGCGGCUACGCCAGUGGACGUCGGAGCGAGAGACGCUCGAGCAGCGCGUCGCACUGGCCAACGAUGCGAUCGACCGCGAGCGCGACAAAAGCGUUCUCUUCCAGCGCGAGAUGCAAAAGCUGCAGCACCAACUCUUGCAGCUCGACGACGCACGCAAGACCGACGCCAAGCGCCACGAGGCUACUUACGACGAUGGCGACGAAGCAUCCAGCUACGUGUGGUCCAAGUACGUCGAAGCGAUAGCGACCAAGCGCUGA
This is a messenger RNA of Saprolegnia parasitica CBS 223.65, 1098 nucleotides long. RefSeq lists its product as hypothetical. The transcript has 8 exons. Lineage: Eukaryota; Oomycota; Saprolegniomycetes; Saprolegniales; Saprolegniaceae. Bases 1 to 1098 code for a protein of 365 amino acids. The record is from RefSeq and is a predicted model, not a curated record.